Molecule: messenger RNA, 3084 nt
Organism: Endocarpon pusillum Z07020
Lineage: Eukaryota; Fungi; Ascomycota; Eurotiomycetes; Verrucariales; Verrucariaceae
Exons: 2
Coding region: 1-3084 (1027 amino acids)
Biological process (GO): ubiquitin-dependent protein catabolic process; protein ubiquitination
Molecular function (GO): ubiquitin protein ligase activity
Source: RefSeq, a predicted model, not a curated record
AUGUCCGCCAGGCAAGCUGCCGGUGCUGCCAGCGCCACAGCAUCUUUGGUGUCCCAAGCCCUAGGUCCAUCCGCCCUUAACGUGACUUCCACAAGAAGCGCCAAUAAAACUCUCUCUUUACCCUUGCGCGCCUUGCGUUACACUGUCAGAACCGAGAAGUUGCUAUUGCGCAAAGCUCCUUUGUUUUUCCUUCGGCUUUCUGGUCUUCCGACUUUGGCACACUUAGUCAGUGAUGCGCUGGGAAUGCCGGCGCCGCUUGUUGGAGUGGCCGGCCAAGACGGAAUGGAGGCAGCGGCAAGACAGGCAGGACCACAAACAUGGACGGCGGCACUUUUGGAGGCAGCGGAAUUGAGCAACAUCAGGAGUCUGGGCGGCAUGUUCAAUUUCCUCUUCUCUAGAUGGGCAUUCGCCUGUCUUGCUAUGGCUUUGAUAUUGAACAGAGUCAAUGUCUACGCAUCUUCGAGACAGCGAAUCUUCUUGACAUGGGACAAGCGACUUGCUCUUCGGAUCAUCCCCAUUCUUCUCUUCGUCAGCCAGAUUCGCCAACUCCUACAAGCUAUACGAUGUCAGACGGCCCCGGAGUUCUCUCAAUUUCGUUAUGGCAAGCCUAGCAAGAGCGUCAUGCUGGACUGGGCCACGUCGGGCGGCUGGCUUCACACACUGUCAUCAGCUUUAUUGUAUGGUUCCACCGACCAAGAUGCAUGUACCGCUAUUGGGAUGGGUCGACCAUCUCCUCACGUUAGAGCACCUUAUGGCUCAUUUUCCUUACUUUGGCCGACAUUUCUACGCAUAUGCCUCUCGCAGUUGGUGGAAACGGUCUCAUGCUCAUUGCAACAGCUCCCAUUGAUGACCGAGACAGGUAUGUCCGUUUUCGAGCAUUCUCUAGCUUUCGCGGAAGCCGAGACCAUGCUCUAUAGCGCGCUAGGCUUGGGCUUCCUCGGUUCAUCGAAAUCAGCGACGGUGACAACCAUAAGUGCGGCAUCUCAGACAGCCACCACUCAACCGGCGGCAACAUUCCAUGCCUCUGCCACCGUCUUAGCUCUCACAGAUGCUGCAACAUCUUUAUCUGGGCCACAUGUCCUCGACCGCAUGAAUGUGCCGACAGAGGUUUUGCUCAUUGCGUUGCUUUCGUGUUGUAACAGUCUAUCAUCCAAUAUCAUCGCUGUAUUCAACCGCCAGCGCUCGCUACGACUGAUCAAUACUGCCAUCUGGGCCAUUUGCUUCAUGUCAGCUUUCGUCUGGGGAUUUUUGACGGUAAGCAAUCUCGCGAGGGUUGAUGCAGAUGGACGAGAAGGUCGACUCGUCAGCGGGUUACUGCAUUUUCCAACUGUUUGCAUUCUAGGCUUCACACCACAUUUGCUCAUUCUGCUUGGGAUGAGCGCUUGUGUAGGGAUCUACCUCUUGGCACUACUUCUUACUGCGCUGAGCCUCGGAUCUAAUGUGGAAAUCCCACAGCCGACAAGUCUCCGGCAGCGGUUCGUGAUUGCGCAUGAGAACUUGCAGGCAGCACUCCAGAUCAAAGGCAUAAAUAUCAAAUGGAACGAAGACGUCUACACUGCGCUAUUACGUAUUGGCUUCAUUGCUCUUACCGCAGCGUCGGAAGCCGUUUUCCUCAACGAGGGAAGAUCGGUCGAAGUUCGACGUUUUACUUGGCUUGAAGAAGAGCGCUUAGAUGAAGCACGUCUAGACCGCGAAUACCGGAUGAACCGUCCCUCAACGACCGAUUCGCAUUUCCAUAUCACCGAAGAAUAUGGCAUUCCUCCUGCUCCGGGUCUUGACGCCGCGCCCUCUGACUGGCAAAGUGGCUAUGCCAAAGAGCGCAAGCUCAAGGACGCUGAUGGCAAAAAUCGCAAUGCUGUUUUCGAAGGCGACAACGUCAUUGUAUAUCCAAAUCCCCGAACCAGCGGGGUCGGCGCAGUCCAGCGAAGUACCAGAUUUUACCUUCUUUAUUUGUUUUGGCGCGGCAUACUGUUCCUCAUGGGUGGGUGGAUUGCUUUUUUCUUGGGGUUGUGUUUAGACCAAAUAGGCAUCACGGUGCGCCCAAAUUGGCUGAGAAGGUUGAUUGGCAAGUCGCAGAAGAAAUCAACGAGCGAGAGAGAGAGAAGGAAGGUUGAUAGUCCAUCUUCACAGCACGACAUGGUUGAAUUCUGGUACUUGACCGACGAAGGGAAUUUGGUCACUCCUGACAGGGAUGAGUUGGACAUCGAACACGAGAUGCGAAGGCGAAUCAUGAUGGAGCACCCAGGAGAGGAUGCAAGAAAAGUGGAAAAGAAGGUGGAUGACAGGCUCUACCAAUGGUGGAAGAUGCACGGCUGGUUCGGCACGAAGGACGACAGUGGUGACUAUCGACCGCCACUAGAGGAGGACUUCGACGACACAACCAGCGUCAUCUCCAUGUCAACCGCUGCCAGCGCGUCCGAUGACCGAGAAUGGGAAUCAGAGUCGGAUGGUCGGCGUACCCCAACUCAAACAAGUCCAUUUCCAUCCAAUCACACAACUCGAGAAUCCACCCCUUUCGACUCACCUUUGGACACGGCCACCCUUGCUAGACUCCUUAAUCCACCAGAUCGCGCUUCAAAAGAGGAAGCCCGUCUGCUGGCAUCACAUCUCUCCGCCUCCGAUCCCGCCAACCCCACCAACCCCUGGACCUACAACAACAAAAUCCUCACCCGCUCCCAAUACCGCCGCCAGCUCGAAACCGAACGAACGCGCAUCCUCUUCGCUGGCCGUCGCCCACCUUCCCACCCCAUCUCCUCCUCCGUCUCCGCCCAACCACCACCAUCCUCCUCCUCUUCAUCAGCUCACCGCCCCCUGACCGCCGCCGAAGAAUCCGACAUCCUCGAAUCUCUUAUCCUCUCCCGCCGCCAAAAUAUGCAGCAGCCACACAGCGCAGCAUCAUCAGCUUCGUCUUCAGGUCCACUUUGCGUGGUCUGUCAGGCUUCUUCACGGACGAUCAUUGCCUGGCCGUGUCGCUGUCUCUGUGUCUGCGAGGACUGUAGGGUCAGUCUGGCCCUGAACAAUUUUGGGAACUGUGUUACUUGUCGGAGGAGCGUAGCCGGGUUUGUGAGGUUGUGGGUUCCUUGA